GUGUAUCUAUAUAAUUCAUUUUGCUUCAUUUUCCUAUAUCUUCUCCGAUCCAUCGCCCCCUCGUUAUUUGUCUCUCUCGACUUUUGUUGAUUGAAUCUUUUGCUUGUGAAGGGGUUAGGGUUUUCGAGAGAUGGGGCAACAGUCUUUGAUCUACAGCUUCGUGGCACGUGGAACUGUGAUCCUCGCGGAGUACACCGAGUUCGCCGGUAAUUUCACCAGUAUCGCCGCUCAAUGUCUCCAGAAACUCCCUGCUUCCGACAACAAGUUCACCUAUACCUGCGAUGGCCAUACCUUCAAUUACCUCGUUGAGAAUGGUUUCACCUACUGUGUAGUUGCUGUUGAAUCUGUUGGCAGGCAAGUUCCGAUUGCAUUUCUGGAAAGAGUUAAGGAAGACUUCAAUAAGAGAUAUGGAGGAGGGAAGGCUGCAACUGCUACGACCAAAAGCCUGAAUAGAGAAUUUGGGUCCAAACUGAAGGAGCAUAUGCAGUACUGUGUGGACCAUCCUGAAGAGAUCAGCAAACUUUCUAAAGUGAAAGCUCAAGUUUCUGAAGUCAAGGGUGUUAUGAUGGAAAACAUUGAGAAGGUCCUUGAUCGUGGUGAGAAGAUUGAGUUGCUGGUGGAUAAAACUGAGAACCUUCGCUCACAGGCACAAGAUUUUAGGCAGCAGGGAACAAAGAUGAGAAGAAAGAUGUGGCUUCAGAAUAUGAAGAUAAAAUUGAUUGUUUUGGGUAUCCUCAUCGCCUUGAUUCUCAUCAUCGUGCUGUCAGUCUGCCAUGGCUUCAAUUGUUAAUCUGCCUCGGAUUUACUUUGUUCAAACACUUUUCUGCAUUGCUGACAGUUUGUCUUGAUUGAUUGGUUUGCUUUACAUCAUUGUUCUAAGGUGCGCAUUUCUCCCUUUGCUUGCCAUGUAGUACAAUAGAUGGAGACUUUGUAUCUUGGUUGAUUGUAUAGAUCAUAGUUUGAACUUCCUACGAUAGAUAUAUAUAUCCAUUAAUCAUUUCUUC
Molecule: messenger RNA, 1004 nt
Organism: Hibiscus syriacus
Lineage: Eukaryota; Viridiplantae; Streptophyta; Magnoliopsida; Malvales; Malvaceae
Product: putative vesicle-associated membrane protein 726
Exons: 5
Coding region: 131-790 (219 amino acids)
Biological process (GO): vesicle-mediated transport
Cellular component (GO): membrane
Source: RefSeq, a predicted model, not a curated record